Molecule: messenger RNA, 2212 nt
Organism: Drosophila montana
Lineage: Eukaryota; Metazoa; Arthropoda; Insecta; Diptera; Drosophilidae
Exons: 5
Coding region: 93-2036 (647 amino acids)
Source: RefSeq, a predicted model, not a curated record
AUAUUUCUGAGUUUGGCCACAACUUGUGGCCAAGCACUAGAAUUUUCAAAAGUCUAUCCCAAUGCGAAUUAAAUGAAUAAAACGCAAUUAAUAUGUUUAUCCGAUCAGCCAAAAACAAAUUCGAGACCGUGGAUGUUGUGCGCAGGCUAAAGCGUCUAGUCGAAGGCACCCUCUCGUCUUACAGGCGUUUGUUUUUGCUUUUAUUGUGUGUGUGCAUAGUUUUUUAUAUGUUACCACCAAUCUUUCGUUAUUUAUUUCUAAGCCCAACAGAACAGAAAGAUCCGCACAGCAUGUGCAUGGACGACCGUCUCACGCCCUAUAUAUUGCAGAACUACGAGUAUGACGCCAACAUACGUCACGUGGCCCCACUGAUGCCCGGUGAGCGCGACUACACGCCCUAUGUGGGCAACGGAUACAUUGGCAUUGAGGUCGCCCAUGAUGCAUCAUUGAAUAUCAAGCAUGGCCGUGCGAUGCAGCUGCCCAUACGCUUCCAUCCGGUAAUGUCUGUCUCACAGAACGGGGGCGUUGCCGGUGAGAAGGAGGCCACUGUUGUUGAAUAUCUGACGGGAAUGGUACAUCGAUUCCAAUGCUUUGCCGGGUACUUUGCGUCUUACACGCUGUAUGCACAUCGCACGCAGCCCAAUGUUUUGAUGCAAGAGCUUCAAAUAACUAAUACACGGAAUACGGUUGAAAGCAUUGAUCUUAUAAUGCCACGAAAUCGUCUACCGAAGUCGACUGUGCGUAGCAUUCCGCUCAGCGAUCCAGCGCAAAUAGGCAUGCUCACAUAUAGUGCAGUGGAAGUUAUUACAGCAACUGUGCAGCCCACAGCGGAUGAUCCGAGCAAAUUGAUUGUGAUUAGUAUUUCAAAACCACAACUGGAGCCAAAAAUACAGCUGCGCAAGCGCGGCACCGUGCACAUAAUUUACCCAAUGAUCAUCGAGUACUCCAAACCGGUAGCCGAGACACAAGUGAUAGCUACCAUAGGGACCAUCGAGCAGCAUUCCAUUCAGACCAUGACAAAGCUGCUGCAGAAGCUCAGUGCCAAGGCAUCCGGAUCCGGAUCGCUAAACAGCAUCAAUACAUUCCGCCAGGAUCACAUCAAUGUAUGGACAGAUCUUUGGGCAACUGGCUUUACGAUAAGUACCUCCAAGGCUGAAAACAGUUUAAAUGGUGAUCGGAUAAAUGCCACUAUGUAUGCUGUGCUCUCUCAAGUGCGCAGUUUUGAAUUUGAAGAUACGGUUUCCGGUACGUUUGGGAGCUCAGGCACUGGCUCUGCAGGCAUACGAGAGGACAUUGCCAAAGCGUUGACUUAUGCGGAGGGCUGCUACGAUUCGUAUCAUACGCUUCAGGCGGAGAAUCUUUGGCGUGGCAUGUCAACGCUAACGCAACUCAAUUCGCUUGUAUCCUCCUGGAUGCUCACAUUAGAGAAGCAAGGCUGUCACAAUCUGAUACGCGCCGGCGCCUCGGGCGUCAUUCAGGCAAUGACGCUCAGCUUUGGUAGCUUUCGUUUUAGCAAUCAGCAUCUGGAAUGCAACAUGCAUCCUAAAUUUUUGCAUCGCGACUUUCACUUUAGGCGCCUCAACUACGGAAACAAGACGCAUGUCAAUGUCACAAUCAUUGUUAAGGACGACAACAAAGCGGUAAUUAAUGUGGCUCUGGAUCGUUCCGAUCGCAGUUACUAUGCUUGCGAUGGCGGCUGUCUGGAUGAACCAAUCUUGUUGACUCAAAACCGUCGAGAAUUUCCUGUCAAAUUGACUGAACCAUUGACUGCAAUAUUAUAUAUAACCGAGGACAAACAACACAUGGAGGAAAUCCAUCAUGCAAUACACGUGAAGGAAGUCGUUGAGGCUCCGGCGCACGAGCAGCACGUAAUCGCCCUGCAUAAGCAUGGUCAUCAACUGGGCGGCUUGCCCGCACUCUUCUGGGUCUCAGUCUGUGCAAUAAUCGUAGUAUUUCAUAUAUUCCUAUGUAAGCUUAUUAUCAAGGAGUACUGUGAGCCAAGCGAUAAGUUAAGGUAUCGUUAUAACAAACCGUGAUUCUAGUUUUAUAUACAUACAAAUUAAACAUACAUACAAAAACAAUCAAAUUGGACAGACAGAAGAAGCUACUAGUAAAAAAAAAACUUUAAACCAAAUGCUGAGUUUUUAAGAAUAAAUGCCAGACAUGUUUAUCGAAACUUUAUAAAAAUGAAUUAAAUGAAUUAUAAAAAUGA